Molecule: messenger RNA, 5525 nt
Organism: Paramormyrops kingsleyae
Lineage: Eukaryota; Metazoa; Chordata; Actinopteri; Osteoglossiformes; Mormyridae
Product: USP6 N-terminal-like protein
Biological process (GO): regulation of GTPase activity
Molecular function (GO): GTPase activator activity; small GTPase binding
Source: RefSeq, a predicted model, not a curated record
CACCUUGCCUGUGCGCGGAGAAGGCUGGGUCGCUGACGCAGGCGUGCGGCCAGUCCCGACCUACAGGUAGGGAUCACACAGCACAGUCCCGGCUCCACACUGACAUGCUCUGCCGCAGCGCCUUUCCCGACCCAGUACGGCCGGCGGGAUAAGACCAGCUGGCGGCGCAUUGCUACCUGGAUCUUGGACCGAUUACAACGCGCCCCGCAGCGGCGUCCACGGCGAGCUGGCCGUGCGCUCAAAUGUGCCCGGACGGCGGGGACUUCCUGGUGUGGGAUCGAUGGGAAUUUUCGCCUCUGGUUCGAAAGGGGGACAAAACAAACUCUCCGGACGAUGUGCAGAAGGCGGACGCGGGCGCUGUAGAUCAAGGUCAUGACUGCCUCCAGGAGCGGACCAGUGACCAGCAAGCUCACCUGUAUUAAACUUCACCUGUGCCCUGGGCUCCCACCAUGAGUUCUGAGGCAGAGCAGGAUGCAGUGAUAAAGCUUGAACAAGAGCGGGCAGAGAUUGUGGCCAAAUAUGAUAAGGGCAAAGAUGGCACUGAAGUGGAACCAUGGGAAGAUGCAAACUUCCGUCUGUACAAGGUCAUCGAUAGGUUUGGCUUCCUACAUGAGAUUGAACUUCCAUCCUCUGAUUCUAUGGAAGAAAAGCAAAAGCACCUGGAAAUGGAGAGAACGACAAAAUGGCUGAAGAUGUUGAAGAGCUGGGAUAAAUAUAAAAAUACGGAGAAGUUGGUGAAAAGGGUGUACAAGGGCAUCCCACUGCAGCUCCGGGGCGAGGUCUGGGGUCUCCUGCUGGACGUGCCCAAGAUGAAGGCAGAGAAGAAAGACUAUUAUGAGAAACUGAAGCUCAAAGCCCGAACGAUGUCCCCCGACAUCCGGCAGAUUGACUUGGAUGUGAAUCGCACAUACCGCGACCACAUCAUGUUUAUGAACCGCUACGACGUCAAGCAGCAAGCUCUGUUCCAUGUCCUCACAGCCUACUCGGUUUACAAUACAGAAGUCGGCUACUGCCAGGGUAUGAGUCAGAUCACCGCCCUGCUGCUCAUCUACAUGAACGAGGAGGACGCCUUCUGGGCCCUGGUCAAGCUGUUGUCCGGGCAGAAGCACGCCAUGCACGGGUUCUUUGUUCCUGGCUUCCCCAAGCUGCUGAGGUUCCAGGAGCACCAUGACCGCGUCCUAAAAAAGAUGCUGCCCAAACUGAAGCAGCAUUUGGACAGUCAAGAAGUGUUUACCAGUUUGUACACCAUGAAGUGGUUCUUUCAGUGUUUCCUAGACAGAGCCCCGUUCACGCUGACGCUCAGAUUGUGGGAUGUCUACAUCCUGGAAGGGGAGCGGGUGCUGACAGCCAUGUCCUACACGAUCCUGAAGAUUCACAGAAAGCAGCUGUUGAAGUUAUCCAUGGAGGAGCUGGUGGAGUUCCUGCAGAUCACCCUGUCCAAAGACUUCUUCAUGGAGGACGACUCUGUUAUCGAGCAGCUGCAAAACUGCAUGUCUGAACUGCGACGGGCCAAGCUGGAGCUGCCCACGCCGGGUAAGGAGGAAGAAUUUCCCAGGAAGCCACUGGGUCAGCUCCCACCCGAUUCCACCACCGACCACCUAGUCAACGGUCAGAGUCACCGUGGCAAAGCUGAGAGUGACCAGAAAGCAGUCAGCGUUUCCCCAGAGAAGGGCCUGGAAGCUGUUCCCGGGAUGGGACAAGAUGGGGCGAGUUCGGUGGCUGGGUCUGAAGCCGGUCCAGAUGAGAGUCCGCGGACGGGUCCAGAGGCAGUUGCAAAGGCAGAGCCGGAGCAGCUGAGGCAAGGCCGGCCCAACAGCAAGGCCAGGAGGGACUCGUUAGAGAGGAUGGUGCGACAGCACAGGAGCGAGAAGGAGGCCCGGUCCCGGGCAUCGGGGGAGCCGGAAGCCCCGAAGCCUCCAUCGAUGCCCAUCUCUACUACUUCUCCACCAGCACAGAAUGGACCGAGCAGUACUCCCGCCACAGCCAACGGAGUGACCAAUACUCGCAUCCGAGAUAUCACCCCACGCUGGGUGAAGCCCUCUGAGACCAAGCUUGAAGCAGCUAUGUCGGCCGGCACUGAGUACAGCAAGCGCCACGGGGUGUUCUACAGCCAGAGCAGCACACCGUCGCACUCUCCCUCCAUCAUGGACGAAAGCCAGUUCUUUCAGCGACAGACCCGGCUACGGUCCAGCGGUUUUGCAGCCGAAUCCAACAGGGGCUCCAACGGCUCACAGUAUGACAACGUCCCGGGUUCGGAGAUUAACGUCGUGGAGAUCCCGCGACCCCAGGUCCUGCAUGGUGAGGCACAGCUGAGGCAGGGCCCAAUCUGGACCGGUGGCACUACAGUCAGAACCAGCACUGGCCAACAGAGGCUUGGGCUGCCCCUGGACAAUGUGGGCCCUGGACCCAUGGGUCAAACUCCUCGACACAUCCCCAGCAGUCCCCGGCGGUACCACGGUGCUCCCGUGCAGCAGGACGCUCGACGGGACGGACGCUCUUUGGAGUACAACGCCUCCAUGAAAUACCACCCUGCAGAGCGUCCGCGCAGGAUAAACCCGGCACCCCCUGAAGCCAUACCCCCGGAGCAGCAUCUGUAUGGCACUAACCUGAACGUGCCCGCCAGCUUCUCACCUGACCAGGUCCUUGCCAACAGUUCCUACACUAAUUAUCGGCAGCCAUCCCCCCCACACGCUGGUCACGCCACAAGGAUUCCUAUGGGACAGAGUGCAUAUGCACAGCCGGACGGUACUCUUGCCUAUACAAGAGCGCCCCCUAGGGUGACUAAAGCACCAGUUUACCUUCUGCCCCACAGUGGGCAUGAGGCCCCCAGGAGGGCAGACCGGCUGCCCCCUCACUUGGAGGAUCAGCAGCACAGGGGCUGGGGGUUGCAGUGGGGACCUGCACCAGACGUUUUGCACCCCCGGGGAAAUAUUCCCAGAUCUCCCAGCUUCCACAAGGCACAGCUGUCCCCCCAUGAGCAGUUUUCCUACCCUCCUAGCCCAGACAGACUCCACCACUACAGGACACAUUAUCAGGAGCAGCAGAUUUUGCCGAGGCAGCAGCUCCCUCCAGUGUUCGGAGGCCAACACUACAGGCACCCUGCGGAAGCCUUUGCCUUGCAGGAGACAAUGCUACUCUGAAUCACCAAACACACAUUCUGAUUUUGUUUUCUGUUUUCUGUGACUGAUCCCGAGUCAAAAUCAUGUGACACAGUACGCCCACUCCCAAAAACAUUUUGGAAAUCAGCUGAAACUUUUGAAAAUCAGCUGAAAAUUUUUAUUCUGUUGUUGUAUUGUUAACAGCAGAUAAUCUUUGAGCUUUGAGCUCAGUUGAGUUAAUUGUAAACUGAGUUUUACCCUCUGAGCUGUGAAAAAUCUGCAUCCCCCCGGUGUGUCGAUGUUUACUCUGGGAGUGAGAAAUACAAAUGACUUCUGAAAUGUUAUGUUUUUUAUGACAUCCAAAUUUGUUAUUUAGAAUUUUUUCUCUAUAAUAUGCUUGUGAAUUUGAAGUUGAGUCUCUCUGAAUAGCAGAUAUUAAGUAACAUGGCAGAAAAAUAGAUACUGUUUUCGUUCUUUCAUUCGGACCUGCUAGGCACUACCACAGGAGUAGAGUACGGUCAAUGCAUGUCCUUUUGCUCUGGCUGGCACUGUUUGGUGCUUCUCCGGAAUCAGCAGGCUAAGUGGCUUUGCACGUCUGCAGCAACCUCCACAACCAGACAUCAGACCCUUGGGUGGGGAUGGACAGAGAAACCCCACAUUCUGUCUUGUCCAAAACCCCUUUUAUUUCCCCGUGAUGUGCAGGGCAUUAUGGGAAAGGAUACAGUUACCAGCAUUUUGGGUCUUUAUUGAUCCCGACUUGGACUAACAUGCCUGCUUCAGGGGCGACGUGUAAGGAUGGGAUAUAUACCAGCUCAGGACUCGCGGCACUACUAAAUAAACACAAGCAGCUGUGGAGGAACCACAGCCUGAAGUCGGUCCCUCUUUCACAGACUUGCUUAGGUGCUACACUUCAACAGUUUGGGCAACAUUGGAAUGCUAGUAUUUAGCUGCUGAGAAAAUGUUACCUCAAUAAUUUGGGCAAGGAACGCUAAUCCAUGGUUAGUUUUUAUUAUCGGGGGAGAUAUUAAUUAGCAUUCUUUUUCAAUGUGCUAUAUAUUUGGAUUUUUUUUUUUUACGUGCACAAAGGAUCAGUUGAAGUGUGAUUAUACUUAACUAUCUUUUGAGGUUGAAGAUGAAUGUAAAGCAAGCAGUUCAGGAUUGCUGCUUGUGGAAGAUCAGAGACCAUUUAUUCCUGUGGUCCCCAUAAGGAGGCCAGUCAGAGUCUGUGGUCCCAGCUGCCGACUGGGUCCUAUGACCCCUAGGUUUGGGUCCCACAUGGAAUAUUAGCUUGCUGGCAUUGCUACAGAGAUUGUGUUGCACCUGCUCCUGUAGAUUAGUUGGCUGGCCUACAGAGGGGGCUGUGGAGCUCACAGUGCUAUGCACAGCCCUCCCCGUGGUAGGAGUGUCGUCUGUAUGAGCAGAAUCCCCUUGUUUCUGAUUCCUCCUGGUAGGUUAUAGUGGACAGGGGAACGAGUCGAGUCCAGAUUAAUGAACCAGGAAAACUCUGCCGCUGACUGUAAGUCCUGCAUCUCCACUACCGGCCCAUUAAGUGUCUGUUUUGCGUGUUUAUUGUAAACACGCGUGUCUCGGGUUUGGCUACACGCUGACUCGCUGCUGUACCCACAUAUACUGUCCCUCACUGACACAGGUCUUCCUUCCACAGGCUCACAAACCAAAGUCCAUGUUUCUUCGGAAAAUUGCUCUGGAAAGUUUUUACUUUGGGGCAGAAAGAUGCAAACCGCAGUGGUGUGUCUGCACUUGUAUAUAAUGACUAUAAAAAACUGUUAAUUCAUUUUUUUUUGGUUCGUUUUGGCAAUUUUAUUUUUAAUAUAUGACUUGUGUUUGCCAGGAAUGAUACUGAACACUCUGGUUCCUCUUUUCUCUUUACCAAUAAUCCAGGUUGACUUGUUUUCAAAGGGCAUUAGGUGUUCUUUUUUCCCUGAGAUGUAUCUCUGACAGAAUUUCUGAGUGAUUUCUGUAUUUAAAAGCAGAGAACUCUGGCUCCUCUCUUUAUUCAGAUGCAAUUUAUGGGCCACAAAGCUAUUUCCACUGUGAUUUGCAAUUGUUCCUCCUUUAUAAUCAGUGUAUGACUACUGUACUAUCUCGUUUUAAAGCGACAGGCACCAAGGGCAGGGCUGUUCUGGAUUACUGGGUGAAACUGAUGCACUCCUUGGCUGGCUGGAUGGAAUCUUGCCAACUUAUUACCUUGCAUGAAAGCUACUUUGGGGCUUGAUUUGUACGUUCUUCAGGUAAAUCUCCAUUUACGCAUGUUUGCAAUAGCAUUAUGUUUAAAAGGAACAUUGCUGUCCUGCUCUCCUUGGUUAGCCAGAGUGACAAGGCAUUUCACUUACAAAUCCUCUUUUUCUGAUUAUCAGGCAUAUUACUUAUGAAUACUGUUGCCUAAUCAAUAAAAAAACCCUUACUGUA